Messenger RNA from Cannabis sativa, 3108 nucleotides. Its product is annotated as beta-amyrin synthase-like. Gene Ontology annotation, biological process: triterpenoid biosynthetic process. The record is from RefSeq and is a predicted model, not a curated record. Gene Ontology annotation, cellular component: lipid droplet. Lineage: Eukaryota; Viridiplantae; Streptophyta; Magnoliopsida; Rosales; Cannabaceae. The coding region runs from base 77 to 2359 and encodes 760 amino acids. The transcript has 16 exons. Gene Ontology annotation, molecular function: beta-amyrin synthase activity.
ACAUAUGACUAAAAAUAUAUAAUAGUGGUAUACUAUAGUUAUAGUGGAAUAUAAAGAAAGAAGGUUGAUUAGAAAAAUGUGGCGAUUGAAGAUAGCAAAUGAGGAUGGAAUUAGUGAGAACAAAUAUUUAUACAGCACAAAUAAUUUUGUAGGGAGACAAAUAUGGGAGUACCAUGCAGACGCUGGUACUCCCGAAGACCGAGCGGCUGUAGAAGCUGCUCGUCUUAAUUUCUACAACCAUCGGUUUCGAGUCAAGCCUAGCAGUGACCUUCUUUGGCGAAUGCAGUUUUUGAAAGAGAAAAACUUCAAACAAAGAAUUGGUGGUAUUAAAAUUGAAGAUAAUGAGAGGAUCUCAUAUGAAAAGGCAACGAUUACAUUGAAGAGAGCUGUGCAUUUUGUUUCUGCUUUGCAAGCUAGUGAUGGACAUUGGCCAGCUGAGAAUACUGGCAUAUUAUUCUUCCUUCCUCCAUUGGUUAUGUGUCUUUAUAUUACGGGUCAUCUUAAUACCAUAUUUAGCGAUGAGCAUCGCAAAGAAAUGCUUCGUUACAUGUACUAUCAUCAGAACAAAGAUGGUGGAUGGGGAUUACACAUAGAGGGCCAUAGCACCAUGUUUUGCACAACUCUUAACUACAUUUGUAUGAGAAUUCUUGGAGAAGGGCCAGAUGGAGGACAAGACAAUGCUUGUGCAAGAGCAAGACAAUGGAUUCUUGACCAUGGUGGUGUAACAUAUAUACCCUCUUGGGGAAAGACUUGGCUUUCGAUACUCGGUCUUUUCGAUUGGGUUGGAUGCAAUCCAAUGCCUCCUGAAUUUUGGAUUCUUCCUCCCUUUCUUCCCAUACACCCAGCUAAAUUGUGGUGUAAUUCUCGAAUGGUUUAUAUGCCUAUGUCAUACUUAUAUGGAAAAAGAUUUGUGGGUCCAAUCACACCUCUUAUUUUGCAAUUGAGAGAAGAACUUCAUACUCAACCUUAUGAUGAAAUAAAUUGGAGAAAAGUUCGCCAUUUUUGUGCCAAGGAGGAUGUAUACUAUUCACAUCCUUGGGUACAAGAUUUGAUUUGGGAUAGUCUCCAUAUAUUUCUUGAGCCUCUUGUUACUCGUUGGCCCUUAAACAAAUUGAUUAGAGAAAGAGCCCUUCAAAAAACUAUGGAUCACAUUCAUUACGAGGAUGAAAAUAGUCGAUAUAUCACACUCGGAUGUGUACAAAAGGUGUUGUGUAUGCUUGCUUGUUGGGUAGAAGAUCCAAAUGGGGACUAUUUUAAGAAACACCUAGCUAGAAUCCCAGAUUUUAUGUGGAUUGCUGAGGAUGGAAUGAAAAUGCAGACAUUUGGUAGUCAAUCGUGGGACACUAGUUUUGCCAUUCAGGCAUUGCUUGAUAGUGAUCUUGUUGAUGAAAUUGGACCAACACUUGCAAGAGGUCAUCACUUCAUUAAAAAUUCCCAGGUAAAAGAUAAUCCUUCUGGUAACUUCAAAAGCAUGUAUCGUCACAUUUCUAAAGGAUCCUGGACAUUUUCCGAUCAAGAUCAAGGUUGGCAAGUAUCUGAUUCCACUGCAGAAAAUUUAAAGUGUUGUCUUUCUCUCUCAUUGUUACCAAUAAAAAUUGUUGGUGAGAAAAUUGAACUUGAGCGUCUUUAUGAUUCUGUUAAUCUUUUACUCUCUUUACAGAGGAAAAACGGUGGUUUAACUGUUUGGGAGCGAGCAGUAGGACAAGAGUGGAUGGAGAUAUUGAAUCCAAGUGAAUUUGCUGAGGGAAUUGUGAUUGAGCAUGAAUAUGUGGAAUGCACUUCUUCAGCAAUCCAAGCACUUGUUUUGUUUAAGAGUUUAUAUCCAAACCACAAGAAAUAUGAAAUUCAAAAUUUUAUAACAAAGGCUGUACAUUUCAUUGAGCACUCACAGCUUCCUGAUGGUUCAUGGUAUGGAAAUUGGGGAAUUUGUUUCACAUAUGCAACAUGGUUUGCAAUUAAAGGAUUAGCAGUUGCUGGGAAGACUUACAAUAAUAGUGAAACCAUUCGUAAAGCACUUCACUUCUUACUAAGAACACAAAACAAGGAUGGUGGUUGGGGUGAAAGUUAUCUUUCAUGUCCAAAUAAGGAAUAUGUAUCUCUUGAAGAAAAUGGAUCAAAUUUGGUACAAACUUCUUGGGCUAUGAUGGGUCUAAUUUAUGGAGGACAAGCAGAAAGAGAUCCAACACCUCUUCACAAGGCAGCAAAAUUAAUAAUCAAUUCUCAAUUGGAUGAUGGUGAUUUCCCUCAGCAAGGAAUAACAGGAGUUUUUAUGAAGAAUUGUAUGCUACAUUAUGCAAUGUAUAGAAACAUUUUCCCGCUCUGGGCUCUUGCAGAAUAUCGUAAACGAGUUCUAUGCUAAUUCAAGGUGAUGGUAAGGUCCUAUUUAUAGGUUGUCAUUCAUUACGGGUCGGACAGAUCUGAUCUUGAUUAGGGUUUGUACGUAUGUGUAAAAUAUUAGCCCAUUGAUGGGAAAAAUACAAGAUAUAGGCUUGAUAAUAGGUGUAUUGGGCAUGGUAGGUUAAUUAGGCCUAACCCUUGAAAGUUGUAGUCAUUACUAUUCAUGCUACUAUUCACAGUGAAAGGAAGCGAGUGAGCUUUCAUUUGGUGCAUGGGGAAAGGUUGUGUCAGAGUAGUGGAAGUGUAAUCCUAAGAGAGAUUACACAUUUUUUUCCAUGAGCCUUUAUGCGAGUUGGUAGAGGGGAUAAACCUCCAAAUUUUUUAGGAUUGUAUUAAAGGUGUGACACGCAAGCAUUUUUCGAAAUGAUAUACAUUGUCUUAUAUGUUCCUUUGACUUCCUCUCCCCGAUUACCUUUGGGAAGGCAUCCCUUCGGAUUAGGGUUCCCUGAAGACCUCAAGUUGCUGAUGCAAUAUUGUUUGUUCUAGGAAUGGAAUAUCUUUCGAGAAUAUUAAAAAAGAUUGGGGUUAAAGAGGAUUUUAAGUUUCAUGAUAGAUGUAAAGAACUUGAACUUAAUCACUUGUACGCUUUGCGGUUGAUGUCUUAUUAUUUUGCAAAGAUGAUUUUAUAUCCAUCUAUCGCAUGCUUUAAGGUUUGAAAGUUUUUUAUAAAACAUUGUAUUUACACACCUAAAUAAAGCGAAGUUUGUUGUA